Miniopterus natalensis is the source of this 2160-nucleotide messenger RNA. RefSeq names its product C4b-binding protein alpha chain. The record is from RefSeq and is a predicted model, not a curated record. Lineage: Eukaryota; Metazoa; Chordata; Mammalia; Chiroptera; Miniopteridae.
AGGCUGUAUUUUCUUGAAGACAUAGAUCCCAUACCAUUAAUCCUAGUGCUUUAUAACAAGUAAGGAUUCAAUGAGCGUUUACUAAGAUGAGUUCUUUCAGCAGAAAAAUGUUGGAGAAACCUCAGGUCACGCACCCUCCAAGAGCUCUGAAUGGGACCCUUGAUCAAAAGAGGAAAAUGACAGCCUGGCCCUUCCCUAGGCUGAGAGCCUCUGAUCCAACUCUGUUCCAAAUGACCUUGAUGGCCGCUCUCUUGGCUACUGUUCUUGGGAGUUGUGGCCCCCCACCCUAUUUAGAGUUUGCUUCUCCAAUAAGUGAGACGAAUGAAACAAGCUACAAAACUGGAGCUACCCUGAGCUACAGAUGCCGCCCUGGCUAUAGUAGGACCGGUUCAAGAAAUCAGGUUCUUACCUGCAAGGUAGGAGGCACAUGGGACUACACCACCUUCUGUAUCAGGAGACAAUGCAGCAACCCAGGAGAGUUACGCAACGGGCAAGUGAUCAUUACGACAGAUUACUCUUUCGGAUCACACAUAGAAUUCAGCUGUUUAGAAGGAUAUAUCUUAAUUGGCCCAACCACUAGUUAUUGUGAGAUCCAAGAUAGAUCAGUUGGCUGGAGUAAUUCUUUCCCACAAUGUGUAAUCGCCCAGUGCAAGCCCCCUCCAGACAUCGUCAAUGGGAAGCACAAUGCUGGCAGUGAAGAAUCCUACCCAUAUGGUUCUUCUGUCACUUACAGCUGUGACCCCACCUUCUCCAUGUUAGGCAAAGCUUCCAUUUACUGCACAGUGGAAAAUAAAACAAAAGGCGUCUGGAGUCCCAACCCUCCUACUUGUAAAAAAAUCAUCUGUCCUCAGCCAGAUGUUAAAGAUGGAAAGGUAAUCUUUGGAUUUAGAUCCACCUACAGUUACAAAAACCCUGUUCAAUUUGAGUGCAAUAAAGGUUUUAUCCUCAAAGGCAGCAGUUCAAGCCAUUGUGAAGCAGAAGGCAACUGGAGCCCUCCUCUUCCCGUAUGUGAGAUCAAUAGUUGUACUGGCUUACCAGAAAUCCUACAUGCUUCCUGGGAACUACAUGGCUACCGCAGACCAACAAAAGACAGAAUGUAUGAAGUCGGGACUGUGUUGAAGUACAGCUGUCAUCCUGGUUAUAAAACCACUGGAAAUAAGCCUACGACUGUGACUUGUCAGAGAAACUUGCUGUGGACCCCACAUACAGAAUGUGAGGAGGUAUGUUGCCCAGUACCAGAGCUGAAGAACGGCAAAAUCCUCCAUCAGAGAAAAAAUCGUUUGCCCAAUAGCUGUGACUAUUUCUACGGCGACUCGAUUUCAUAUUCAUGUUAUGAGAAACGUUACGCUGACGCUUCAUGCCAAGGAGAUGGCACCUGGAGUCCUGAAACACCAACAUGUGAUGAGAGUUGCAGUUAUCCUCCUACCAUUGACAACGGACAUCAUACAAAAGUUUCAGGGUUGUUUCAAACUGUGGAGGUGAAAUAUGAAUGUGACGAAGGAUACGCUCUGGUUGGAAAGCGCACACUCACCUGCAGUUCUUCACGCUGGUCAGGUCCAGCCCCUCAGUGCAAAGCUGUGUGUCCGAAACCAGAGAUAGAACAUGGAAAGCUGUUAGAAGACAAGGAUCUGUUUGUUGAAUCUGAAAAUGUCACCAUCCAGUGUAAUUCUGGCUACGGUGUGGUCGGUCCCCAAAGUAUCGCCUGCUUAGGAAACAGUGCCUGGUACCCAGAGGUGCCCAAGUGUGAGUGGGAGUUCCCUGAAGGCUGUGAGCAAGUUAAAGCAGGCAAAAAACUUAUGCAGUGUCUCCCAAGACCAGAAGAUAUGAAAAUGGCCAUGGAGAUAUAUAAAUUGUCUUUGGAAAUUGAAAUCCUGGAACUACAGAGAGACAAGGAGAGGAAAUCCGCUCUGGAGUUGAAACUGUAGUUUUUCCUAGAAGAGAGAGACAAAGGUGCCUUCCUCCCUUCCAUUCAAUAUGGGUCACUUUCAUUUAGCUACCACACUUCAUUGUAAUAAAUAUCUAGAAAGGAUAAUUUGCCUUUUUUUUUUUUGCUAGUGCUUUGAGAUUAUAGAAUUUUUGAUAAUCGUGUAGCUCACAUUUUCGCUUUUUUAAACACAAAGUGCACAUUUUUUCCAUUAAAAAUUUACUUAUCAAACAUAA